Molecule: messenger RNA, 354 nt
Organism: Trypanosoma rangeli
Lineage: Eukaryota; Euglenozoa; Kinetoplastea; Trypanosomatida; Trypanosomatidae
Exons: 1
Coding region: 1-354 (117 amino acids)
Source: RefSeq, a predicted model, not a curated record
AUGGCGCCCUUGCCGGUGCUCCGCGAUGCUUCCAGGGUGCUGCGAGAGCUGCAGCACGCCACGCAGGCGGUUCAGCGUGGGCGGUUGUUGGCGGAUGUCCAUCAGAUUCCACCUGCGGCGACCGCAGAGGAGGCGCUGCAUCUGCCGGAGAAUAAGUCACGGAGAGGGGCGCCUUUGACACCGCCUUGUCUGUCUCCGUGCUCGCUAAGCUACGCUUGCGGGCGCUGUACCUGCGUGCAUGGGAGGUGGAAAAAACAAGAAGAAAAAGAAGGGGACCACCUGCUUCCAGCGACGAAGGCAACGUACAGCACGAGCCACGGCAACAAAAAAAAAAAAAAGAACAACGGCGGCUGA